Molecule: messenger RNA, 822 nt
Organism: Dendrobium catenatum
Lineage: Eukaryota; Viridiplantae; Streptophyta; Magnoliopsida; Asparagales; Orchidaceae
Product: AT-hook motif nuclear-localized protein 28-like
Exons: 1
Coding region: 1-822 (273 amino acids)
Cellular component (GO): nucleus
Molecular function (GO): minor groove of adenine-thymine-rich DNA binding; DNA-binding transcription factor activity
Source: RefSeq, a predicted model, not a curated record
AUGAUCUUCAACGGCUUCGAGAUUAUGAAGCCCGAUGCACCAUUAUCUGAUGAAGUGAGCAGCGAGGAAGCCGUGGAGAAAAGAAACAAGAAGCCCUGUAGGCUCCGCUCGCCGCCGAUGGCAGCUGGCGACGGUUCGAGCAUCGAGCUGGCGAAACGGCCGCGCGGCCGCCCGCCUGGUUCAAAGAAUAAGCCGAAACAGCCGGUGUCUAUAACUGCUUCGGCGGAGCCUUCGCUGGCGAUGCAUCCGCACCUGCUCGAAAUUCCCGGCGGCGUUGACAUCGUCGACUGCCUCGAGCGAUUCUCAAAGCAGAGAAAACUAGGGAUCUGCGUUCUUUCGGCGACCGGAGUCGUGACUAACGUCAUGCUCCGGCAGCCCACGCCUACUACGCCGGCGGAGGCUGCGGUAAUCGUGUUUCACGGGCGAUUUGAGAUCUUAUCCAUGUCGGCGACUUUCUUGCCGCCGGCGAUGGCCGCUGCUGGCUUCGGAAUAUCGAUUUCGCUUGCGGGGUUACAGGGGCAGAUUGUUGGGGGGAUGGUGGCGGGGCCGCUUGUUACGGCAGGGGUCGUGGUGGUGAUGGCGGCGGCGUUCAUGAAUCCGAUUUUUCAUAGGCCGCCUGUCGAGAACGAGGUUUCGGAUUCUGGCGGCGACGUAAAUGGAGAGGAGCAGCAGCAGCAUUACUAUCAUCUCUUGCAUCAACGUCAACCCCAUUCCACGGCGCCGGCGGCGGAGUUUUGUGGACUGACUUUCUAUGGCUCUCAUUUCUCGCCUCAUAUCACAAUGCCCGGCGACGCGCGUGCUCCGCCUCCUCCGCCGUAUUGA